GUGGGCUCAGCAGCGCUACGUCAGCACUGACACGGAAACAUGGCGGCGUCUGAAGCACGGCGGGGAACUGCUUACGUGAUGUUAUCGCUGCUAGCUUUUCUUAUCGCGCUGCUGUGUCACCGAGGCGUCGCGGAUGUGUCGGACGGUGUUGCCGCCACUACGGACGAGGCUCCACACCGUCGCUUCGAGUACAAAUACAGCUUUAAAGGGCCGCACUUGGUCCACCAAGACGGCGGGAUCCCCUUCUGGAUUCACUCUGGCAAUGCUAUUCCCAGUGCCGACCAGGUCCGCAUCACGCCGUCCCUCAAGAGUCAAAGGGGCAGCGUUUGGACCAAGAACAAGGCGGCUUUUGAACACUGGGAAGCUGAGGUGACGUUCCGUGUGUCCGGAAGAAGCAGGUCGGGAGCCGAUGGUUUGGCGAUCUGGUUCACCGAGGCCCAAGGCCUAGAUGGUCCAGUGUACGGCGCAGCUGACAAGUGGAACGGGGUCGGGAUUUUCUUUGACUCCUUUGACAACGAUGGAAAGAAAAAUAACCCGGCUAUCAUUGUUAUGGGAAACAAUGGCAACCUUGUUUUUGACCACCAAAAUGAUGGCAGUACACAAGCUUUGGGGACAUGUUUGCGUGACUUCCGCAACAAGCCCUAUCCCGUCCGAGCCAAAUUAACGUACUACCAGAAGACCUUGACGGUUAUGAUCAACAACGGUUUCACCCCGGAUAAAGACGACUAUGAGUUCUGUGCAAAAGUGGACAACAUGGUCAUUCCUCCUGAGGGCUUCUUUGGCAUCUCUGCGGCAACCGGCGGUUUAGCAGAUGACCACGACGUCCUGUCCUUCUUGCUGUUCAGACUCACAGAACCAGGCAAGACGCCGCCCAAACCUGAGACUGAGAUUCCUAAAGAAGAGAAGGACAAGUACCAGGAGGAAUUCCAGAACUUUCAGCAAGAGCUAGUCAAAAAGAAAGAGGAGUUCCAGAAAGAGCACCCUGAUGUUCAAGGAGAACCAAUCGAUGACCUGUAUGAGAGCGUCAACGACCGAGAGAUCCGUCAGGUGUUCGAAGGCCAGAACCGCAUCCACCUGGAGAUCAAGCAGCUCAACCGGCAGCUCGCUAUGAUUCUGGACGAGCAGCGACGCUACGUGUCCGUCAUCACCGAGGAAAUCUCCAAGAAGGGAUCGAACAGCGGGACAGGGCAGCUGGACGCGUCCACUCAGCAGCUGGCCACCGUGGUCUCCUCCCAACAGGAUAUCCUCAGGAACCUCAACGAGUUUAGGAACUCUUUCUACGAAUCGCUGAAGCAGAUCGGCUCGGCCCAGCACCAGGUCGCCCCGCCGGGCGGGGUGGGCUACGACAGCAUUCAGCAUUUCAACAACAUCAAGGAGGACCUGCACUUGGUCCGCCGUGACUUGGAGCACCUGGUCCAGCGCAGCGCUCAGAACCCGGCUGAGAAGGCCAUAAAGUGCCCCGAGUUGCCUCCUGUACCUUCCUGCUUGUCCACUGUCCAUUUUGUCAUCUUCAUCGUGGUCCAGUCGGUUCUCUUCUUGUGCUACAUCAUGUACAAAAGCCAACAGGAAGCAGCCGCCAAGAAGUUCUUUUGAUGACAAAUUAAUUUAAUAUAAAAAUGAGGGAUGUCCAUUUCGGGUCUUUUUUUUUUGCCUUGAUUUUUUUUUUUUUUUAAUUUUAAGUUAUUAUAGCAGGAAAAAAAAUGGGUUUUCGUGAAGAAUUCAGUUUUAAUCAAUCUUAAUUUUGGGAUGGUGAUUGUUGUUUACAACGUAGGAGACACGGCUUGACCAAACCUGACAGUAUUUUCACUCGCUCACAAAGUUUGGAUUUUUCUUCCAAGAAGUCUGCUUCCGUUUGUUCCAGCUUUCAAUAACAAACCUGUUUUUUUUUUUGGUUUUUUUUUUUGGAAAUGUGCAAUUUUGUAUGAAUAAACUUGUCAGAAUCUGACAUUUGCUGGAAGAAAUCCCUAAAUAUACGACAAAAGCGGGUCUACUCAUGGUUUGACUUUUUGUCAUUAGUCUAUGAAGCGACCCAACCGCAGCGUAGACCAAUCAUCUCACUUCAUUUCUAGGGAGAUUUCCUAGAGCGAUGCGGCCUAAAAAAAGCACUGCUGCCAAGUAGCUUCAUCAAAGUCAUGGGUCAGAUACUUUUGCACGUGGGAUAUGUGCAUGCAUAAGCAUAAGAUGUAUUAUUUUUAAUAAAUUUGAUACAUUUUUUUAAAA
Doryrhamphus excisus (bluestripe pipefish) is the source of this 2220-nucleotide messenger RNA. It is a transcript of the gene lman1, whose product is annotated as lectin, mannose-binding, 1. The record is from RefSeq and is a predicted model, not a curated record. Gene Ontology annotation, biological process: endoplasmic reticulum to Golgi vesicle-mediated transport. NCBI's taxonomy places the organism in Eukaryota, Metazoa, Chordata, Actinopteri, Syngnathiformes, Syngnathidae. Gene Ontology annotation, cellular component: endoplasmic reticulum membrane; COPII-coated ER to Golgi transport vesicle; Golgi membrane. Gene Ontology annotation, molecular function: D-mannose binding.